Diorhabda carinulata is the source of this 1121-nucleotide messenger RNA. RefSeq names its product protein obstructor-E-like. The transcript has 2 exons. NCBI's taxonomy places the organism in Eukaryota, Metazoa, Arthropoda, Insecta, Coleoptera, Chrysomelidae. Gene Ontology annotation, cellular component: extracellular region. Gene Ontology annotation, molecular function: chitin binding. The record is from RefSeq and is a predicted model, not a curated record. The coding region runs from base 158 to 1000 and encodes 280 amino acids.
UCAACUAUUGUUCUCCUACUUUUUCAAUUUGCUUUUUGUCUAAUAACGAAAUAACUGUUCUUAAUGUUUUCAACUCCCAUCUCUACACGCCCCUCCUGCACAUAUAAGUCUCGAACUUCUUUUACCGCGGCAGUGUAGCGUGUCGUGUUAAAUAGUUAUGUCGAUGAAUUCUUAUAUUUGGACUUUCGUUUUCGUGGUAACGUUAGCGUUGGGGGUGAGUGGUGCGAAAAAUCGAAACAGAAAACCCCAAAGUGAUCCAAUAGAAGACGUUUCUGAAAUAUCUGAUCAAUGUCCCGAACCUGAUGGUUAUUUCGCGGACGCGGAACAGUGCGAUAAAUAUUACCAUUGCAAUAACGGUAAAAUAACUGAAAAAUUAUGUCCAGAUGGACAAGUUUUUAAUGACUAUAGUUCUGAGUAUGAAAAAUGUGAUUUGCCUUUCAAUAUUGAUUGUUCGUCGAGGCCUAAAUUGCAAGAACCCCAACCCAGCGAACAUUGUCCCAGAAAACACGGAUACUUCGCCCACGAGUCCCGAAACAUUUGUGAUAAAUUUUACUUUUGCGUAGACGGUAAAUUCAACCCGAUCCAAUGCCCCAACGGUCUCGUAUACAACGAAAAAUCCGGCAUCUGUUCAUGGCCGGACGAAGCUAAACGAUCCGGUUGUACGUCCGAAGAAGUUUUCGAAUUUCAAUGUCCGAAAGUAACCGAAGAGGUAGCCAUCACUCAUCCGAGAUACGCCGAUCCGGACGAUUGUCAAUAUUUCUUCGUUUGCAUCAACGGCAACGCCCCGAGAAGAAACGGUUGCAAACUCGGACAAGUCUUCGACGACGUAGGCAAAAGAUGCACGUGGGCGAGGAACGUACCCGAAUGCGCCGAUUGGUACAAAGGCCGAUUGACAGAUGAACAGCUGAUGGAGUUGGAAAACCCUCCAACGCCGAGACCGAAGGCUACUAAAGUCAGCAAGAGGAAGCAAAGACCACACCCACAACAAAAUGAAGAAUAAUUUUAUUGCCAUGUUGUCACGUGUACAUAAGUUUUUAUUUUCGUAAUUUUUGGAUCUUUUUUAACGAGAAAUUAUAUUUUUUUACCAUGAAUUUUUUUUAAAUAAAUAUAGUUCAUUAAAA